AUGAAUGAUCAAGACUCAAUUGUUACUAGGGAGCAGGGUAUCAAGGAUGAUAUCAUCAUCGCCAGUGUCGAAGAUACAGCCAGUUCCAUAAACAACAAUCCAGGGGACUUUGAUGAAAGCAUUCAGGAACAGAAUGAUGAAGAAAGCGAUGUUGAUAAUGGUGAUGAGGUAGAGCAAGAAGAAGGAGGAGGAGGAAGUGAACGAACUAAAACGUACAAACGGAUCCUACUACAACGAUUCACAGUUUACAAUUCAGCUUCAACCAUGUACAUUGUAGGAUCUAAUGCUAAAGAAUCAUUAUAUCGUAUCUUGGAGAUUGCAAAGGAUGUUGAAGAUGAGAAACUGCUAUCUAUAAUUGAAGACAAGAGUUAUUUCUAUACUCGCAAAGAUAUGAUUGAGUUGCUUAAUGGAUUGAAUGAUUCUGUAGAAGGUGGAUUACAUAAACUAGCUCAAGGGUUUGGACUACUAGGCUUGGCCAGAUUCACCAAGGGAUAUUAUUUGAAUUUGAUUACUAAAUGUUCUCAAGUAGCCAUAAUUGGUGGUCAUUUCGUAUAUCACAUAGAUGAAACCAAAUUGAUUCCAUUGGGAACAAAUUAUAAACGACCUGAGAAAUAUAGUGAUGAAGAGAAAUUGCUUUCAUUAUUCAGAUACAUGGAUUUAAGCAAGACUUUUUACUUUAGUUAUAAUUAUGAUAUAACUAACUCCAUGCAGACCAAUUUCAUGCGUCAUAAGUUAUACAAUUGUGGUGAUCAAAAUGCCAAACUACGAAACAAAUUGUACACCAACUUUGACUAUAAUGAACGAUUUGUAUGGAAUAAUAUGUUACUAAAGCCCAUUUUGGAAAGUGAAGAUGUUGCUACAUUUGAAUGGUUCCAACCGAUAGUUCAUGGGUUUAUCGACCAAGCUAAUAUAUCAAUAUAUGGAAGGAAAUUUUACAUCACCAUAAUUGCUCGAAGAUCUCAUCAUUUUGCCGGUGCUAGGUUCUUAAAGCGUGGUAUUAAUGACAAGGGCAAUGUGGCUAAUGAAAUUGAAACAGAACAAAUUGUAAGCGAUAUGUUGACUUCAAGUUUCCAUGAUCCCAAGUAUGGAAUGUACAAUAAUCCAAGAUACACCAGUUUUGUUCAACAUCGAGGAUCAAUUCCACUAUUUUGGACUCAAGAUAUGAAUAAGUUACCCAAGCCACCAAUACAAAUUAAUUUACCCGAUCCAUUUUAUCAAAGUUCAGCAUUACAUUUUGAUAAUUUAUUUUAUCGAUAUGGAUCACCUAUAAUUAUUUUAAACUUGAUUAAGCAAAAGGAAAAACAGCCACGAGAACUGAGAUUGAAUAUUCAGUAUAUCAAUUGUAUCAAUUACCUCAAUCAGUUCCUACCUGAGGAAAAGAAACUCCAAUAUAGGUCAUUUGAUAUGUCGAAAAACUCCAAGAAAAAUAUGGAUGUGAUUACUCCUUUGCAAAAUAUUGCUCAUGAAGCAAUAAAUCAAAUUGGAAUAUUCCAUAAUGGUACAACAAUCAACUCCACUCAAUUACAAAAGGGAAUCAUUCGAACAAAUUGUAUUGAUUGUUUGGAUCGUACAAAUGCGGCACAAUUCAUCAUUUGUAAAGAGGCAUUGACCAAACAAUUGAGAAGUUUGGAUUUGAUAUCAGAAGGCAAGACGUUGGAUUAUGAAUCUGAUUUAAUCAAUAUCUUGACUGAGAUUUUUCAUGAUCAUGGAGAUACAAUUGCCAUACAAUAUGGUGGAUCCAAUUUAGUCAAUACUAUGGACUCAUAUCGACGAAUCAAUCAAUGGUCAUCUCAUACGAGAGAUAUGCUAAACAGCAUAAAGCGUAUGUACUCCAACUCAUUUAUGGAUUCUAUUCGACAAGAAGCAAUCAACCUAUUUUUAGGAAAUUAUAUCUAUUCCCUAGAUAAACCCAAGUUAUGGGAGUUGAGUAACGAUUUUAGAUUACAUUUUGAUUUUGAUUUGGAAAUGAAACCAAAAAGAAGUUACACUCGUUGGUUUAAUGAGGCCAAUUUGAAAGACGAUCGAUUUAGGAUUACUGUGAGGAGUGGUGUAGAAGAUAAGCUAAAGAAUGAAGUUUAUAACCCACCGGAAUCUAAUGAUAAAUGGUAUAAUGAAUGUUAUGUACCACGAAAGUAUCAAUCAUUUACUGAAUUAUUUCAAUUUAACAUGAAUUCAAAUUCUCGGUAUUUCCCACUGUUACUGCUGUUACAACCGCAAUUCCAACCGCAAUUGAGUCCGAAAAAGGAGCUGAAACUGCGCUUGAAACUGAAUUUGAAUCUGCAUCUGAAACAACAAUUACAGCUGCAACUGCAAUGGAAACAACUGGUCGCUGAAGAUAUAUCAAUAAGAUUCGAUUAUAGUCCAUUUGAAAGUCGGAAAUUUAAGCAUUCAGAUAAAGCAGUGGGUGGUGAAGAGAUUUCAUAUUUGGAACAUCAAUUGAAUAAAUGUGAUACUGAUUGUGAUUCAAAGAGUGAAGGGAAAAGAGUGACUCGAAGUUCAAGUGGGAAAUAUAAUCCCAAAAAUAUCAAGACGUUUCUUGCUUCAAAGAUAACUGCUAGACAAAAUUCGAAAAAGAAGGGUAAGAAUGAGGAUCAUAGGUCGAAUACACACAAGGCGAAUUCACCAACUGAUGACACUCGAGAUGAAGCUGAUGAUGAUGAUAGGACACUUGUUUCAUCAACUCAACCAAUAGUUGACGAAUCAGACGCGAAAUUAUACGAAUCACAAUUUGAUUUAUCCAAAGUAACUAAGUCUUCACCCAAUUACAACUACGCCGGUUAUUGCUCAUAUAAGUCUACAAGAUUGAAACCACUGUUUCAAGAUCAAGAAAUUUACAAAUCAUCAUAUAUUGACAAUUUGGAAAGUAGUGGCAAGUUACAUAGUUUGGCUAAUGGCUCCUUUAGAAGUUCGUUUGUUGAUAUGGUCAACACUCAAGAUUUGAAGACUUAUUUACAUUAUAUUAAUGAUGAGGAGAAGUUGUUGGAGUUGGGUACAGAUCAUAAUUAUAUAUGA
This is a messenger RNA of Lodderomyces orthopsilosis Co 90-125, 3012 nucleotides long. Its product is annotated as phosphatidylinositol-3,5-bisphosphate 5-phosphatase. Gene Ontology annotation, molecular function: phosphatidylinositol-3,5-bisphosphate 5-phosphatase activity. Gene Ontology annotation, cellular component: intracellular membrane-bounded organelle. NCBI's taxonomy places the organism in Eukaryota, Fungi, Ascomycota, Pichiomycetes, Serinales, Debaryomycetaceae. The coding region runs from base 1 to 3012 and encodes 1003 amino acids. The transcript has a single exon. The record is from RefSeq and is a predicted model, not a curated record. Gene Ontology annotation, biological process: phosphatidylinositol dephosphorylation.